Messenger RNA from Theileria parva strain Muguga, 1695 nucleotides. RefSeq lists its product as uncharacterized. The record is from RefSeq and is a predicted model, not a curated record. Bases 1 to 1695 code for a protein of 564 amino acids. The transcript has 2 exons. Lineage: Eukaryota; Apicomplexa; Aconoidasida; Piroplasmida; Theileriidae.
AUGAUAUGUGAGAAUUGUGAUGAGGAGAUUGGAGAUGCUGUGACUUGUCCAAUCUGUGGUGUGAUUCAGAACAUUACUGAAACUCAAGUUGACGUUUUCUCAGGUUUCUAUUCAAAAUCACAGAAAAUCUCACAACCUGCACCUCUGCAAGUUGAUACCAUACCAAUCAGUUCACAAAUUGGUUUAACCACAGACACUGCUGAUACUUUAGACACUAAGAUAAAAGUGAGAAUUUGUGAGUUACAAGAAUUAUUAAAGAAUAUAACUAAAAUAUUAGUAAUUAAAUACAACGUAACGUAUAGAGUUGAAGUUUACGCUAAAAAUCUCUGGAAAUCUUUUCUAACAAGGUUUAUCACUAAUCUCAAUUCCUGUCAGGAUGUCAAUGUCAAUUCACCACAUAAUUCUGGAAAACCUCUUGAUGAACCAGUGAAUGUAAAAUCUCUGGAUGAACGUUUGGUAGUUGAAAUAAUAUGUAAAAGUUUAAAUAAGUAUCGAUAUCCCAUAAGUAUUAAUGAGUUAUAUAAGCUUAUUAUAUAUAACAGGCUACCGUAUAUUAAUUUUAAGAAGAACCCAAACUCGCAAUCUAACAGAUUAGAUUACUUGUUAGAAGACUCCAGUGGAUUAAACGACAGUAAAGUGGAUAUAUUGUGUAGAAAAAUAAUGAAAUAUUUAAGAUUACCAAGUAUUUGUUUAAUAGUGUUGGAUAAGUUAGUUGGCUGUGUUUUAGAAGCUGAGUUUAAUUUAAGUGAUGAAAUACUCUCCUGUGCACUGGUUCUCAUUGUAUGUCGUCUACUGUGGCCAAUUUUUCAUAUUCAACCCCCAGCACAUAAUACAGCCACCAAAUCAACUGUAGACAAUACAUCUUCUAAAUCAGCUGUAGAAAGAGUUAAUAUACAAAAUGUUAAAGACGAUGUUAUAAAUGAGUCGGAUAAUAGAAUUUUAAAAUACGUACUGGAGAAGUACAGAGAGAAGGAUAUGAACUCGUUUAUGUCAUCAAUUUUGUACAGAUACACAAGUAAUUAUUAUCUCCAAUUUAAACUCUCAAGUCUUAAACAUCUGUUCAAGUCACAUAAUACCACACUUAAUUUAUUAGGAUUCAAGCUUCCAAAUACUUCCUCUGAGAACGCUAUUGCCGAGGAUAGUGACGAUGGAGUGGAUGAAUUGAUUCACAAGUUGAAAAGAGGAUUAAUGAGUAAUAAUGAAAUUUAUUAUGUAAUAACGAGUUUGUUUAGAAAUUAUCCCAAUUAUUCCGGAUUCUCACUUGAAAAAUUAUUAGAAUUUACUCACUUUACUUUUACUAAUCAUGACCAGAAACGGCAAACGUUCAAAUCCUUAAAAAAAAUUCUCAAUACCAACCAAUACAAUAUUUAUAACAGUAUUAAUCUGUCCACACUAUUGAACAAGGAUAACAGCGAAAUGAGUCAAAAUACUGUCAAUUCAGGUGUGAAGACAAAUUUGUAUGAAUUUGAACUGAAUAGGAUAAAUAACUUAAUGGGACACAUGGAUACAGUAACUGAAAUCGGAUACACUCUCCCAAACAAACCAUAUAAACUUAAAAAUAAAUCCUACAGUGGGUUGCCUGUAAUAUAUAUUUUAACUUUGAAGGUGGUGAGUAAUUACGCUGGAGUUUCCCAGUACAAAGUUCAUGAGAAUGUAGUCUCAAUUGAACAGUUUCUAAUCGAUAAAUUUAACUAA